Dovyalis caffra is the source of this 717-nucleotide messenger RNA. Lineage: Eukaryota; Viridiplantae; Streptophyta; Magnoliopsida; Malpighiales; Salicaceae. The record is from the annotation of a GenBank genome assembly.
AUGCCAAUAGGACCAAUGAUUCCAUCAGUUUACUUGGACAAGCAGCUGGAGGAUGACAAAGAGUAUGGUCUCAGCCUCUUCAAACCUGAUCUGGGCGGUUGCAUGGACUGGCUAGAUUCAAAGGAGACUGGCUCAGUGGUUUAUGUGUCAUUUGGAAGCUUGGCUGCAAUAGGAUAUGAGCAAAUGGCAGAAAUUGCUUGGGGCCUAAAGGGGAGUGACUGCUACUUCUUGUGGGUAGUCAGAGAAUCAGAGAAGGAAAAACUUCCAAGCAACUUUGCACAAGAGUCAUCAGAGAAGGGUCUGAUUGUAACCUGGUGCUCGCAGCUAGAGGUUCUGGCUCACAAAUCUGUUGGUUGCUUCAUGACUCAUUGUGGGUGGAACUCAACACUAGAGGCAUUGAGCUUAGGAGUGCCGAUGGUGGCAAUUCCACAGUGGACAGAUCAACCAACAAAUGCAAAGUACAUUGUCGAUGUUUGGCAAGUAGGAGUUAAAGUGAAGGCAAAUGAAAAGGGGAUUGUCGCUAAAGAAGACGUAGAAAGAUGUAUAUGGGAAGUCAUGGAAGGAGAAAGAGGGAAGGAGAUGAGAAGGAAUUCUGAGAAAUGGAUGGGACUAGCCAAAACAGCAUUAGCUGAAGGCGGAAGCUCUGAUAAGAAUAUUGUGGAAUUUGCAGCAGAACUUGCAAGGAAGUACCAUGAAGCCAAAGAUUCAAUCUUCUGA